GAAUGUAAACAAACUUGUGUUGCGGAACGAUGGCCGCUUUUCGUCGAGAUGUUUUGAAAGAAGCCUUUCUUAUCCGGUGUACUGGCCUGUCUACUAUUUAUAAUAUUCGCUUCCUGUUAAAUAACGCUUGUAGCAGACGACACACACACAUCGUAUCGUCUGCUCAAACUGAAUUCACCGCAUGACGUAAGAUAACACUUCACCGUUUUCGUUUUUAUAUUCCCUGGGAUUAUUAAGAAUGUCGAUGUUCACAAGUUUUCUAAAGAAGCAAAAGCUGGCAGUAGUUUCAUUUAUAAAUGAUAUAAAGGUAUUCGAAGUCGUACGGGACAUGGAAAUAGCAGAAUUUAUCAGCGAUAAUCGGCAGGCAUUGGUGAUCACUGUUCUGCUAAUUAUAUUAUGGCUGGUGGUGUUGAAACGACCACGAGACAUACCCCCUGGGCCAAGCUUCUCCCUCCCCGUGCUGGGCGACAUACUCCGGAUAGGGCGCGACCCGCUGGAGAGGUUUCGCGACAUGAGGCGGCGGUAUGGCGAUGUGUUCAGCUUCUACAUGGGCAAUCGUCUGGUCGUCGUCCUGAACGGCUUCGACGUCAUCAAGUCGGCGCUCGUCACCCACGCUGACGUCUUCAGAGACAGACCUCACAUGUUCAUGAUGGACGAGAUCUGCGAGGGAAAAGGUAUUGUCGCUUCAUCGGGGAGAGUGUGGAAGGAACAGCGGCAGUUUGCUCAGACCACGAUGCGGAUGUUGUCGUCUGGCGCACACACCCUGGAAACGAGCAUCCAGGAGGAGGCCAGUCAGCUGAUAGACGCCUUCGACCAGCAGACGGCGACCUUCGACCCGCAGACGACAACCUCAGACCCGCAAACGGCGACCUUUGACCCGCGCGCCCUCAUCGAGGGUGCCGUCUCCAACGUCAUGUGCACGCUCUGCUUCGGUCGGCGGUUUCGGUACGACAACCUCGAGUUCGUGGCCUACCUGGACGCGGUGGCCGAGUCUUUCAAGUCGUUCCACGCGACCCAGAUCCUCAACAUCUUCCCGUGCCUAAAGUACCUGCCCGGGGACAGGUUCCUGUACAAGCAGAUGAUGAGACACAAGCACUUCGUGGAGCACGACUUUCUGGAGCACAAUAUCGCGGAAAUCAGCGCCGCGGCAGACGACCGUCUUGACGCCACCAACUUCACUGAGGCCUACCUCCGCUCCAUGCGACAGGCGCGAAGCGAGGGACGAUCGUCGUCAAUGGACGAAUUGAAUCUUAAGCAAAGCUUGGGGAAUAUUUUCACGGGCGGAACCGAAAGCAUGACCGGGACGUUGUGCUGGGCUCUACUCUACUUCAUGGAAUACCCCGAGAUCCAGGAGCGGUGCUUCCAAGAAAUAAGGGAGCAAGUCGGACUGGACAGACGGCCGACGAUGAAAGACAAAAUCAGCUGUCCCUUCUUGGCGGCCACCAUCAUGGAGAUACUACGUCACGCUGACGUGUCACCGCUCGCGGUUGCGCACUCCGUCUCGGAGGACUUUGUUUUCAUGGGGUACAGAAUUCCCAAGGAUUCCAUCGUGUUGCCGAACAUCGAUUCGGUUAUGAGAGACGAGGAUAUCUGGGGGGAUCCAGUGAAGUUUAGACCGGAGAGGUUUCUCGACGGGUCGGGAAAAGUUUUGAAACCGGAAAAAUAUAUUCCAUUUUCAAUGGGUCGUCGGAUCUGUCUGGGAGAAACGAUCGCCAAGAUGGAACUAUUUCACUUCCUGUCCUCGCUGCUCCAGAGGUUCCGGUUCGAGCGACCAUCAGACGGGGACCUGUGUUUUGAGGGAGUCCUCGGACUUACGUGGGCUCCCAAACCUUUCAAGGUGAAGGUCGUACGACGAAUGUGACUACACGCCUUUAAAUGCAAGAACUGUAUACAUUCAUGAUAUCCCUAUGUUAGUUUCCCGUAUGGUAGUCUCGUUCGCGCAGUCUUUGUUCAAAUAAAUGUCUGCGGGGAAAAUAACAUUCUAAACAAAACAAAACAAAAUAGAAGAAGAAAACAAAUGAAGAGAGAAAUAUGCGGGGGUUUAGGUUUGUUUUUGUGUAUACGGAAAGAAAACAGAUAUUUUAGAGUAAGGUCGCAAAGAAAAGUUUCUAGGAGUUUCUAAUGGUUUCGGGGAUGUGCUCCCCAGUAUAUGUUUCAAAACUAGAUGUCCUGAAACGCAAUUUCCUGCAUUCUACAAGUAAAAUUCAUCUCUUCCGUAAGAUUUACUACCAAUAAUAUUUUUGAUUCAGAAUUAUCCAGCACCCCACCCCACCCCCUGCUCCGCUGUGCCUGACCACACGCCAACGUGAGAAAAAUUAAAAUGUGAAAGUGUU
Molecule: messenger RNA, 2333 nt
Organism: Gigantopelta aegis
Lineage: Eukaryota; Metazoa; Mollusca; Gastropoda; Neomphalida; Peltospiridae
Product: vitamin D(3) 25-hydroxylase-like
Exons: 4
Coding region: 239-1861 (540 amino acids)
Biological process (GO): xenobiotic metabolic process
Cellular component (GO): cytoplasm; intracellular membrane-bounded organelle
Molecular function (GO): heme binding; iron ion binding; oxidoreductase activity, acting on paired donors, with incorporation or reduction of molecular oxygen, reduced flavin or flavoprotein as one donor, and incorporation of one atom of oxygen
Source: RefSeq, a predicted model, not a curated record